UCUAAUUACGCAUGCGUUGCAGUAUUUUAAUGUUUGAUUCUGCUCAAUCAACGUCGUCGGAGCUAUGACAUUUUGAAAACUACGUUUUCGAAUUUUCAUAUUAUUUCGUUAAUCCUGGACUGAAUCUGUAAUCAAGAUGAGUCAUUCGGCUGCAAAUAUGUACCAGACCACUAGUUAUGUAGAAGACUACUUGGAUUGCAUCGAGUCGCUUCCAAAUGAUCUGCAAAGGAGCGUGUCUCAAAUUCGUGAGAUCGACAAUACGUAUCAGAGUGUUUUGAGAGAAAUCAAGCAGCUCUACGAGACUCUGGUGACCAAGGAUCUGGACAAUCACAACAAACGGCGAACCCUCAUCCACCUCCAUCGAUGUCUCAUCCAGAGUCAGGAGCUUGGAGACGAGAAGCUGCAGUUUGCAUCUCAGAUAUCGGAGAUCGUGGAGAACCGCCUCCGCCAGAUGAACAUGAAUCGCACCCACCUCGAGAUCAUGGAGAAGCCCGAGCAUCCUCCUGACCCCCCUCCAAAGACGAAGAAGGCUGCCCCAGCAGUCAUAGAGCAGGAAGCACCUGCGGAGAAAGCAAGCAAGCGUUUGAGACGGGGCCGCAACAGCGAUGUCAAGGAGAAAGACAAUCACAGAAUGCCGCAGCAGAACGACAACAACCCCAAGGCCAAGAAGAAGAAGCGUAAUAAGGCUAAGGAGAGGGACAUCUUGCCCAUCGAUCCUCCCAUCGACCCCAACGAACCCACAUACUGUCUUUGCCAGCAAGUCUCUUACGGAGAUAUGGUUGGAUGUGACAAUAAAGACUGUCCGUAUGAAUGGUUUCAUUUUGGAUGCGUUGGACUCUCAUCAAAACCCAAAGGCAAGUGGUACUGUCCAAAAUGCUUGCCGGAAGUCAAGAAAAAAUGAUCGCCACAGACUAAAUUUUCAGAGCCUAUUUUACUUUUCAAGCAUUUUAUUUAAAUAUGUCUAGCAUUUUGCACAACAUGCUACAUGUAGAUAUUUGUAUAAAUAUUGUAUAUACUGCAUCGAGAGAUGAACAAUGUACUCGAGGCAAUUAUUAUUUUGUAUUUGUAACAACUUAUAAAAGCCAUGAAUCAUGCCCAG
Molecule: messenger RNA, 1099 nt
Organism: Lytechinus variegatus (green sea urchin)
Lineage: Eukaryota; Metazoa; Echinodermata; Echinoidea; Temnopleuroida; Toxopneustidae
Product: inhibitor of growth protein 1-like
Exons: 2
Coding region: 137-901 (254 amino acids)
Biological process (GO): positive regulation of DNA-templated transcription
Cellular component (GO): nucleus
Source: RefSeq, a predicted model, not a curated record